This is a messenger RNA of Ctenopharyngodon idella (grass carp), 4680 nucleotides long. Its product is annotated as E3 ubiquitin-protein ligase TRIM7-like. Bases 1150 to 2775 code for a protein of 541 amino acids. The transcript has 2 exons. Lineage: Eukaryota; Metazoa; Chordata; Actinopteri; Cypriniformes; Xenocyprididae. Gene Ontology annotation, molecular function: protein binding; zinc ion binding. The record is from RefSeq and is a predicted model, not a curated record.
CAUUUAAGUUUUGAAAGACUGAGGGGGCAUGAGGCUUUUGAUUUGCAUGGGCACAGAUUUGCAUUUGUUACACUGCUAUGAUCAUUCUGCUUCUGUACAUAUCUAAAGGGCUUUGAUUUCAAGAGUCCCUGCAGCAAUUUUCACAUUCUUUUGAAUCUCACAAGAUGACAACAGUGAGAGGAUUUUGCUCUUUGAUCACAACACCUGGACGUCUCCCACAAAUCAAAUGACAGCAAGACUUCCGGUGGAUUUGAUAUAUCCUACAGAUGGGAGGAUUCUUCUGAGUGAGCUUCAGCUGUCUGACUCAUCUUAAAGUGAUUCUUGAGCAAUUUUCAGAGACUGAUAAAAGAGUCUUGAGGUUUGCUGUAGACAUGUAAUGCACUUACAUUCAACACUUGGCAAACUUUAGUUGUUUGACGUGUUCUGAUUGCAAAAUAAAUGUCCUGUUAGCUAUUUAAAAAAACCCAUACUGUAUGUCAUGAGCAAAAGUAUUUAUUUCAUCUUUACAAUACAAUCUGUGAUUAAUACAAGAGAUACAUUUAGGAUUAUUAAGCGAUGAAAGUGAAGCAUUAUGUUCCUCUGAAUCUAAUUUCUUUACCUAAUCUAUUUCAGCACAAUCGAAAGCAUUUUAUUUGGAUUUCCUUCUCAAAGGGACCAUAGCGUGACUGUCAGUUUCAGACAGUCGUAUCCUUUCCUUGACACAAGCACCAAACUUUUCUGGUUAAUGCAACAGGAUGAAGCACUCUCAAGGUUUUCAGAUGUGGCACAAAAUGAGCCUCACACGGAGGAAUUAGUGUUUACCAUAAACAUGAAGAAGCAUGGCACAUGUUUUUUGUAAAAAGUUGCUUUCAUUAUUAUUUGGUUCCUCUGGUUUCCUUGUUUCUGCUCAACACGCACAGAUACCCACAGUGCUUCAGUUAUCCAUUAUUAAUUUUCCAUUAGAGAUUGUUGUUUUGUCCAUAAACAUCAUGCCAGUUGCUAUAAAGCAUUCUUAUGUUGCUGGUAGAACCAAUUACAUUUCUCAACAAUGUCAUCUGUACCUGGAAUGUUGCAGUACAGGCUCAGAACAGGCUAUACCAGUAACAGCUCUGAUGUCUCUCACUUCUCGAAGUGAACACACAGAAGUGCUUUCGCUAAGAACCUGUAGACAUGUCUCAAAGUAAACCUGAGGAGCGUCUUGCUUUGGAGUUGAGCUGUCCAAUCUGUUUGCAGCUGUACCGUGAUCCUGUAGCCCUUCCUUGUGGACACAAUUACUGCCUGGGUUGUAUACAAAAUGCUGCCCACGCAGAAGAUCCCAAGUCCCCAAAACGUUGUCCGGAGUGCAGGGAAGAGUACGGCAGUCCGGAGAUGCUUCCAAAGAACUUCAAGCUCAGCGGUAUCGUGGAUGGGUUCCUGGCAGCCACUUCAGGUGGUGGAUUGAGAGGAGGCCCAACGGUGCCAUGUGACCAAUGCCUGGAUGAUCCAGUGGCUGCGGUGAAAUUCUGCACACACUGUGAAAUGUCACUGUGCCCCGGCCACCUCAAGAGACACGAGGAACGACACCGAUCGGUACACGUCUUAGUGGAGCUGCCCAUAGAACGGAGUGGGAAGAGGUGCCCGGUGCACUUGAAGGUGACGGAGUACCUGUGCGCACAGGAGCGACUGUUCCUCUGCUCCGAGUGCCUGAUGGAGGGCACUCACCAGCACCACGAGGUGCAGACGUUCGAGGUGGCAAAGGGGGAAAUGACGAGAAUUCUUGAAGAACUGGGGAAGUCUGUGUCCGACAAGCUACAGAUGACAGAAGCUUUCCUGAAAAGCGCCAGCGAAGGACCUACGGACAAGGCCGAAGAUAAACUGGUGGCCAGGGCAAACAUACUGCUGGAAAACAUGACUUCACUUAUAAGUUCAUACAAGAGUCGUAUGAGCACCAUGAUGGACGACAAGCUUCAUUCGCGGGACAAAAGCUGGCAGGCCAGUCUAUGCGAUUUGGAGGGUUGUCUACACCAGCUGCAAGAAGCCCAGCAGUGCACCAGUGAUGUUCUCAAUCAAUCCUCAGAGUUUCUCUUCAUUCAGAACUACCUCAGCGUUGAAGCAAGGGUCCGCCAGGCUGCUAAUGUCACCAUUCCUGCCCUACCUUCCCAAGAGCCCUCCAAUGCCAAGCACCUGCGCUCUACCCUACGUACAGAUGCCUUCCACACCGAGAUGAGUCUUCUGUUGGAGUGCCUCCAUGGCAUAAUGAACCCUCUAGACCUGACCUUCAACCCAGCCACGGCCAAUCCCAGCCUUCUGCUGUCCACCGAUCUCAGGACAGUCAAGCAGUGUGCUGGAGUUAAGAGCAGUAGCUCUGGAGAUCAGAAUGAGCGCUUCUCCUCGGCCAGUCAGGUCAUGUGCACGCAGGGUUUCUCCACGGGAGCUCACAUGUGGGUGGUGGAGGUCGGCCCCGGGUGUGCGUGGUCUGCGGGACUGUGCUAUAAAAGCAUUCCACGUAAAGGUGACCACAGCAGGCUGGGGCAUAACACCAGCUCUUGGAGGUUGCAGUGGAAAAGCAAGAAGUUGACGGCGUGCCAUGACUCGGUUAAUGUGGCCGUAGGUGACGGGCUGGUCAUGCCGCCAAAGAAGGUUGAAGUGACCCUGGAUUACGAAGGUGGAACUAUUGCCUUCCACAGCUCAGGUCAAGGAGGCCGAAAGCAGCAUCUUCAUACAUUCAGUGCCGUGUUCAAGGACACGGUGUAUCCUGCGUUUGGGCUACACUCUACCUCAGAAGAUUCAUGGAUAACUCUUUUGAGUGGAGUUUGACAGACACAAACAUGCUUUCAUUUUUACUUUAUGUAACAUUCUUCUAUUCUGCUUCAUUCUCUUUGUUUUUUCAACAUUCUUUGUGCAUUAUUAAGCCUAAACAUACCCCUGGAAAGAAUAGCCUUGGUAUAGUCCAGGAAUGUAAUGCAUAUUGUAUUUACUAAAGAAAAACACUUUUUAACACUUUUUAACAACAUAGUAGUUCUUGAUAUAGUUAGUUUGAGUGUUAAAAAAAGGUAGCACUUUUGUUUAGGGUCCAAUUCUGACUAUUAACUAGUUGCUUAUUAGCAUGCAUAUUACUAGGAUAUUGGCUGUUUAUUAGUACUUAUAAAGUAUAUUAUUGUCUUAUUCUGCAUGACCAUAUUCUAAAUCCCUUAAUCAUGCCCAAUGCCUAAACUGAACAACUACCUUAUUAAUAACUAUUACUACCUUACAAAUAAUCAGUAAUUGGGAGUUUAUUAAGACAAAAGUCGUAGUUAAUAGUUAGUUAAUAGUGAUAAUUGAACCCUAAUCUAAAAUGUGACAAAAAAAAAAAAAAUACAAAUAACACAUACGAUAAUCAAGCAAGAUAAACAUUUUUUUGGACAUGGCUUGAAAAUUUGAGAGGACACGUGUCCCCUCGGUUUGAUUGGGCAUGAUGCUACACGUAAAACAGCUAUAUAUAUGAGCAAAGCAGUCAUAAUUACAAAUUGACUCUUUACUGACUGACUUAUUUUAAACUGUAAAUGCAAUGUUUGUACAACAUCUAUAAAUACUGCUGUACACCUAAAAACAGAAGAAACUGAAUGGGUUUUGUUUGGAUAUUACUCAGAAGUCUAGUUUCUUUGGCCUUUGAAGAAAAGAGAUUGUAAAUAAAGUAACACCAUAGACAGUGUGUUUUAUCCAGAGCUCAACUCUUUCCGUGUCUGGGAAAGAAAAAAUCAAAUUCAGAUGCUCUUAAAGAAACAGAGCAUGAAUAUUACCAGUGAGUUUCAUAACAUCUCAGGUGUAUUUUUGCUUGUAGUUUCACUUAAACUAAUGGGAAUAUGUAGUGACAGGAACGACACCCAGAAUGCGAGCUAUGCGUGUGAACGAGUACAUUAACACACAUGAUACAUAACAGCAUUCUUCAGGGCCAUAUUAGAACAUUUCCAGAUUAGAUUAAGUUUUAUUAAAUAUGUUAAAACACCUGCAGCAAAGUUCUUUAUGGUCUGUAGCUUUCACAUAAAAAGAAAUGUACAUCAUCUUGUCCUGUAAAACAAGAAAUACUUGUUCACACCUUCCUUGUCACACUACUGAAACAGCUUUGUCUGUACUGACAUAAUUUCCUGUAAAAAAUAGUCUCUCUGCAUUUUUCUCUAAAUAAUUUGGCAAUAAAUCUCAAUAUAUGUAGAGAGUAUGUUACAUCUAGACAUUAUGUAUAGUACUGUGCUCACUCUGAUCUCCAGAGCUACUGCUCUUACAGUAUGCAGAGUGUAUAGUGUUUAAAUGUGUUAUGAAUGUGCUGAUUACUUAAUUGCUGCAUGACUGUGCCUUUGCUUUUAGACUUUUAUGAUUAUUUAAACUCAUUUGGUCUGCUAAACCAGUUUUUUCUUUCUUUCUUUUUUUGCAUUUCACUGGAGCUGAUCAUUCACAUUGUGUUUGGUUUUAUGAUACAGUUUUAGUUAAAUUUUAAAUCACUUAAAUGGCUUUGACUUAUAAAUUAGUUAAUUCUGUACAUUUGUUGUUGUUGUUGUUUAUUAAAUGAUAAUACAGUAUGGCUUUAUUUUAUCUACAACAGCACCAUCUACAGGUUAGAGCCAACUAUUUGUUCUUGAUACUCUAAAUAAAAUUGCAACAAAUUCAGUUAUCCUCACUUGCACUGUUUACAGUAUAAAUUCAAACAUUAAAUUAAUAAAGGAAUAAUCAGUGUGAAGUGUUUCUUUA